This is a messenger RNA of Trametes versicolor FP-101664 SS1, 1195 nucleotides long. Its product is annotated as DUF689-domain-containing protein. Bases 1 to 969 code for a protein of 322 amino acids. The transcript is spliced from 3 exons. Gene Ontology annotation, cellular component: cytoplasm. Gene Ontology annotation, biological process: iron-sulfur cluster assembly. Gene Ontology annotation, molecular function: iron-sulfur cluster binding. The record is from RefSeq and is a predicted model, not a curated record. NCBI's taxonomy places the organism in Eukaryota, Fungi, Basidiomycota, Agaricomycetes, Polyporales, Polyporaceae.
AUGGCUCCCUCAGCAGUGUACUUCUCGCCACCAGCCCAGACACAGUCCUAUGAGAAACCUGCACUGGCCGCGGCCGUCCCUGCGAAGGGCCCCGCACUCGCCAUCGGAUCCCCCGCGACGGCCCAGGACGGCAGGUAUCAGUCGCUGAUCACCUCGCUCGAGCAGUCCCGGACGGUCGAGAGACACAUGGUCGACAGAUUGUUGGACGGAGCCACCGCCCUCCCGCCCUCCUCGUUUGCGUCCGUUCACGUCUCUCUUUCUCCCGUCGAGUACAAUGCGCUCGCCCCCCGGCUAUCGCAGCUCCUUGCACAGCUACUCGCAGGCCUGGAAGCCCUGGGAACGCUUCACAUCCUAAACCUGGACUCCGCGCUCCCCAAUCUCCCCUCCGAGCUCACCCUCUCCGGCUUCGUCGUGCUCAGCGCAAACCAGGAAGGCGCCCUGAUCGCGCAGAAGCCCGCACACUCGGCGGCGCCCUCCGUCUCCCUCAAAACCGCCCCGUCUGCGGCGCUCCCGCUCCGCAAGAAGGCGGAUCCGGACCGCAAGGCGUCAAAGAAGGCCCUGUGGUCCCUGAACGCGCCCUCGACCCCCACCAUCGACGCGGAGAGCCUCCUGACGGCAGCUGACCGCGAGCGGCCAGCGGUGUGCGAGCCCGCGGUGCGCGGGGCUGCCCGGCGGAAGAAGGCGUGCAAGAACUGCACGUGCGGACUGGCUGAGCUCGAGGCGGAGGAGCUCGCGCAGAGCAAUGUUGUGCUGCUCGACGGUGCACCCGAUGGGCAGGCGAAGGAGGUCACGCAGGCCGAGAAGGACCGUCUCAUGGCUGCUGCGUCUGCUGCGCCAAAGGUAACGAGCAGCUGUGGGAACUGCUACCUGGGCGAUGCGUUCAGGUGUUCAGGUUGCCCCUUCAGAGGACUUCCCGCGUUCAAGCCAGGCGAGAAGGUCGAGAUCGACUUCGGGAUGGACGAUAUCUAAUCUAUUAUACCCACCGCCCCGAGGCGAACGCGGACCGUUACCGUCCAUCGGCUGCCCUAUUGUUGUCAUUCCUACGCAUAGAAGGUUGCGUUGUAGCAUCUCUGUAUCCAACGAUGUAAAAAGCGUCUACAAUCUAACCUACUUCUCGCGAUGAGUAUCGCAUCGUUUACUUCUUGAAACAUCCUUGCACUCUGUACGCUUCCGUUCCUACCUAUGUCAAUUUUCA